Messenger RNA from Trypanosoma rangeli, 339 nucleotides. Its product is annotated as ribosomal protein S26. The record is from RefSeq and is a predicted model, not a curated record. Gene Ontology annotation, biological process: translation. Gene Ontology annotation, molecular function: mRNA binding; structural constituent of ribosome. Gene Ontology annotation, cellular component: cytosolic small ribosomal subunit; ribosome. Lineage: Eukaryota; Euglenozoa; Kinetoplastea; Trypanosomatida; Trypanosomatidae. The coding region runs from base 1 to 339 and encodes 112 amino acids. The transcript has a single exon.
AUGACGACGAAGCGCCGCAACCAUGGCCGUGCGAAGCCCCCGAGCUCCCGUGGCCGCACAAGGCCUGUGCACUGCUUCAACUGUAGUCGUCUUGUGCCGAAGGACAAGGCUGUGGGACGCUUCGUUGUGCGCCGCAUGCUUGACCAGGCCUCUGCCCGUGAUGUGGCGGAAGCGUCCAACGUGUACGGUGCCGGAUUUCCGAUGCCCAAGCUUUACAUGAAGCAGCGCUACUGCAUCGCGUGCGCCAUCCACAGCCGCACUGUCCGUGCUCGCCCCGUCGAACUGCGCAAGCGUCGCUUCACAACGAAGGUGCCAUUCCGCCCGACAGGUGCCAAGUAA